Messenger RNA from Pleuronectes platessa (European plaice), 4173 nucleotides. It is a transcript of the gene rnf169, whose product is annotated as ring finger protein 169. Gene Ontology annotation, biological process: double-strand break repair. The transcript has 5 exons. Gene Ontology annotation, molecular function: nucleosome binding; ubiquitin-protein transferase activity. Gene Ontology annotation, cellular component: nucleus; site of double-strand break. Lineage: Eukaryota; Metazoa; Chordata; Actinopteri; Pleuronectiformes; Pleuronectidae. The coding region runs from base 952 to 2442 and encodes 496 amino acids. The record is from RefSeq and is a predicted model, not a curated record.
GGAGGCGGACAUCCCGCUGAGUCAGCUCCGUGUUUGAAUCUGAGCCGCAGAACAACAACAUGGAGGAGUUUCACUAGGAAACUUUGUUUACACUAGACCGAGGCCGCGACCGUCCCGACCCAAGGUCCCGACCCAAGGUUCCGACCCAAGGUCCCGACCCAAGGUUCCGACGAGUCUGUUUACACUGGAUUUAAUCUGGAGAUUUGAUCCGAUUAUUUAAUUUGAUUUAAAGUGUUGAUCUGCUCUAAUGAGAAGAUUUGAUCUGAUUGAAGGAUUUGAUCUGAUUGGUUGAUUUGAUCUGAUUGAAGGAUUUGAUUGGAUCUGAUUGGAUCUGAUUGAAGAAUUGGAUCUGAUUGGUUGAUUGGAUCAGUUGGUGAUGAGUCAGUCACACUGAUGAGAACUUGUGCAGCUGAAGCAGGAGCUGAUGGUUCUAAUGUGUUUCUCUGUGUUCUUCAUUGUAAGAAGGACCCUGAGUUAUUUAGAUCAGUUUGAAUGAAGUAUUCACUUUUACAUUUUUUAUUCUUUAAUGAUCUUGAGUCUUUUUGAUGAGCUUAAGUUUCUGUAGAGAGAGUCUCUGCUUCCUAAGCCUUCCACAAAUAUUCACCCUGAAAGGAUCUUAGCAUGUAGCUAACAAAUUAAAUAAUAUUACAGCUGAUUUCUCAAAUGAAGAUUUAGUUUUAUGAGAAUUAGAAAUCACAAUUACAUUAUGUUAAGAAAUGAAAUCCUGCUUUAGUUUACUAAAUAAUCAUAGAUGCUCGCAUCCGUUUCAAAACAAUAGUACUGGGACGGCUCGGGUCCAGUCCACAUCCAGGACCUGGUCCAACCUUACAGCCCGUCCACUCCGCUCUGCACCAACCAAUCAGCUGCUCCCUCACUGCGAGGGACAGCUGUCACUCAACAACAUCCCCCCUGUUUGUUGUCCCGGCUUCUAAACUGUGAAACCAGCUCCACAUGGACAUCAGGACAGGAAGUCCUCACAUCGUCCUCCAGACUGAAGACACAUCCCUUCAGACCGCACCUGGGUCAAGAAGACGAUGUUUAAUAACCAUCGUCAACUCCGAGUUCUUUGUGUGUCCUGCUCUCUUCACUAAGUCAGCUGACGUUUCAUCAGGAGCCAGCGGGAAACACAAGGGAGUUCUUUCGGAUUCCGAGAACGAGGAGCCCAUCAGGAAGAUCAGGAACGUCUCUGCCUUCGUCCGGAGAACCAAAGCCUCGUUAGUUGUUGCUGGUGGUGCUCAGAGAAGUCGAAGCUGCACCGACCCGGUGGAGGUAGGAGGAGGGAAACUGAAGGUCACCGCUCAGCCGGCCAUGAUGGACCAGGUCGGGAUCAGUCACAGCUACACGGCAGGAAUCCUUCUCUCCUCUGAGAACAGUCGCUCCGUCUCGGCUCCGAUCGCUGCUCCUGACCGGAGGCUGACCUGGCGAGCUGUGAUCACAUCCUCCUCCACUCCUCUGGUCCUCCCUCUGCCUCAGCCCGAGCGCUCCAUCAGCCCUGAGAGCAACGACAGCAUCUCAGAAGAGCUCAACCACUUCAAGCCCAUCGUCUGCUCGCCGUGCACGCCGCCCAAACGUCUCCCAGACGGCCGUCUGUUGGAACCCACCAUUGUUAAGUCCACGCCUCGGAAUCUGACCCGCGGCCUUCAGAAAUCCACCAGCUACGAGGCCAGUCCUGCUGUGCUUCAGAAGUGGAGACAGAUCGAGCUUGAUCGGCAGAAUCUCAAAGUGAACUCCAAGGCCACGCUGACCAGCCCCAUCACAGAGGGCCACAGCAAGACCAACGGCGGCGAGGAGGCCGCAAAGACUCGUGUGUCUUCUGCAGGAGACGGGCUGACAUCCACCAACAAGAGGAGGCUGCUCUUCGAUCCUCCAGCCGGGGACACGGACACUUUCCAGAAACAGUCUGUGAUGAUCCGGGUCCCUGCCCUCCGCUACAGCAGCGAUGCAACUUUCAGAGGAAGUUCAGACCAUGAAUCGACAGUCGCGGUUCCUGAAUCCUGCAGCGGGGGGGUGGUGUUUAGUCGAAAACAAUCAUUCUCCCCGUAUUCUAAGAACUCUGGUUUCCAGUCGUGUAAAUUAGUGCCAAAGGACACGCAGAGUCCCAGGAAAGAGUCUGACAGCACCAUCCACAACCAGUCUACCUCACGGAGGGGCAAGAAGAGGAAGCAGAAGACGAAGCACCUGGACUCAGAGCGCGACGCUGACCUGAAGAGGAGCCGGCCCGGCAGCCAGGACGCCUUCGACGAGCGGUACAUCUGUCAGAUCCAGCAGGAGCGGCAAGACCGGGUCCUCGCCCUAAAGCUGCAGAGACAGUUUGACCUGGAGAACCAGACCGUCAACCGCAGGAGGAGCCCCGACACGUACUUCCUACGAUCCUGGAUGUCCAAUCAGAACCGCAGGAGGCGUGGUCUGAGGAGGUCCCGACGAAUCAACAAAAAGUACUAAAAAGGAUUUGUCUGCUGACUCAGCACAACGUCAGACAGGAAGUGGUUCAAAUAUGCAAAGUGGUGAGAGGUUUGAAGAGUAUGAAUGUUUUUCAAAUGCGUCUCAGCAGCGACAAGUUUAAUGUCCUGAACAUGUUUUAUUUUCUUUCACCAGCAAAUCACCAAAAAGCGACUCGGAGAAAAUGAUCCACUGCGAUAGAAACACACGGAUCACUGAUUCAUUUUACAUUAAACUGAUGCUGCAGCAAUAAUUGAUGGUAACUGAUCAAUAAACAGUUUAUCAUUUGUCUUCACUGUUCCAUCAAACAGACGCCGCUUAAAGACAGAACCGUUUUCACUGUUGAUUCACCUGCACGUUGUAUUUCAUCAACUUCAUGGAAACAUCACGGAUGGUUUGAAACGAUCACAACCUGUGGGUCGGCUGCUGAGCCGGUGUGUAACAGCAACACAACUUUGGCAUCCUGUGUCCAGGAUCUGCUAUAGACACAUGGAACUGUAGUUUACGAUCCGAUUAUAGUGUUGCGCCCUCUAUAAUCAUGUAACAUGUAAGACACAGUGUGCAAACAUGCUGUGUCUUACAUGUUACGAGGCUCAUCAUUAUUCAUACUCUGCUCCUCCGAUGUUUUCUAAUCAUCACACUUUGAACUGAUCUUCAUAAAAACCAGCUGAAUUCAUAUUUAUGUUCCUGGAGAGACGGGGCGUCGCUUCUUGCCACAAAGAAGUUAAAGCAUUGUGUUACGUUGUUAUCUGGGGGAAGAACUUCCAUCUGCAGGAGUGUGUGUGUAUUUGUCUCUGUCGCUCUUCAAACAAACUGACAAUCACAUUUAUUAAGUUAUUAAUCGAUAGUGCACGAUCAUGAAUCUGGAUCAUUCCGGUCACUCACCCUGAUGUCCUGACUGUGCGUCUUUUCAAAGCGUUAACACGUCUCAUACACUCGACGUGUCGAACAAAGACAAACUAAACUUCAGUGUCGUUCUGGUCCUAAUGACCUCUGAUCAGUGCUGGUGUUGAUUGUUGAUGUGUGAAGUGCGGCAGGCCAGCAGGGACGGCUCGGAACAAAGUGGAAACCCGACAGUUCGUGAAUGCAUCUAUUGUUUGAACCAAAUUCACCGACAUGAGCAACAGUCAGUCAACCAGAGUUCGUAAAUGUCGGUUUUGAUCAUUUUCCGUGGAUGCCAAAUGGUUCCUGUAGUCCAGACCGAACCUUUCCACCUGAAGACCUGAACGAACUGGAUCAGAUGAGGAGGCGGAGUUUCACCUCAUUGCUCUGCAGGAGAGAAAGUCAUGUGACAGGACGAGCGAGCCUCAUUGGUAGAUGUGAUGAAAUAAUUCAGCUAGUGGAGCUAUAAGUAAAAAGCUGAGUUUGUGAUGAGUUCAUCAGUAAAGUGCAGCCGAGGGAACGACUUUAUAAAGAAACGCUGUAAAACCAAACCAAGUGUAAAAAGUUGUUUUACUGUGUAAUGUGAUCACAUGACUUCUGUUUCUGACUGACAUGAAUCUCUGAUGAUUGACAGUCUGUGUGUCUGAUGGAGCUGAAGGGCUUUUCUCCCCUGAUGAUACUAAUAUGCACAUUUUCUAAAGUGGGUGUGAAGCUUUGAUGGUUGAGUUGAUGCAGUGUUUUCAUGCUGAGUGCCAAAUCCCCACAGACGGAGGGACCAUGUUUCUAUCGGAUUCACAAGUUUUAUAUGAUGGCGAGGAGGAGACCAAGAAAAACUAAAUGACCUGAGACCAA